Molecule: messenger RNA, 2641 nt
Organism: Caenorhabditis sp. 36 PRJEB53466
Lineage: Eukaryota; Metazoa; Nematoda; Chromadorea; Rhabditida; Rhabditidae
Source: the annotation of a GenBank genome assembly
AUGUCGAUCGAAUUAGAUCCAAACGAGCCGUUAGUGGACGUCAUCGUCGUGGACGAUGACGAUGAGCCGGUAGUGUUGGACAACGAGGAGGUUGCGCAAGAAGACGAUGACGACGACGAAGAGGAGAAGCCGCCACAGGUCAAAAAGUCUCGUGGCCGUCCGAAGAAGACUCCGGAAGUUGUGAAAUCGUCGGUUGCUGCGGCUUCUGGCGACGUCGAAGAUGCGGCGGACCCGGAAAAAGCUUUGGAUCCAGACCAUCCACAAUUCCUGACUCAAAAAGUCGUCGUCAAAAAGAGAGGACGUCCGCCGAAGGCUCAGAAAGCCGUCCCAUCUGCCUCCGUCGCUUCUUCGGCUUCCGUUUACCCGAAAAAGAAAGGCCGUCCGAAAAAGUUGCCGGGAGCUUCUGAACCGAAAAAGCGGGGACGGAAGCCGAAGAUUGUGGAGAAAGAGGAAUCGGAAGAGUCUGAGGUUGACAAAUAUGACGUGGAAGAGCAGGAGGAGCAGGAUGAGGAGCCCAUGAAACCCGUGGAGCAGAAAAAGAAACGUGGGCGUCCUAAGCAGCAGGUUGAAGGCGUCGUGAAAUCUCCUCCGAAGAAGCGCGAAAGAAAGCCGAAAAAUGCUCAGCCAGUUUUGGAGCCGGGACAAAAGAAGGCUCGCGGGCGUCCGAAGAAGAUUGUCAACGUUGAAGAAGAGAACGGCGACGACGAAGAAGACGACGAGGAUGACAACUUCUUUGACGUCGGCGGAGAGUUGCAGCAGGAGAAUUCGCAGCAAGACGAGAAAGAGGUACGGAAAAGGGUGUGGAAGAGCAUUUUUAUUUGAAUUUUCUAGGUUGCGGUCGAGAAACCGCAGAAAAAGCGUGGACGGCCGGCCAAGAAGGAUCAACUUGACGAUUCCGUGGAGAUUGACGGUGAGACGGAGGGAGAAGAAUCGGAGACGCCGACGAGCAAGGGAAGCAGCAGAAGCGCAUCAGGUUCUGCUAAACUGACUCCAGACGAAACGAAAGGACGGGGACGUCCGAAGAAGGCGACGACGCCACGCACUCCGGCGAAAAGCAGUGGGGGGCCUCCGAAGAAGCGAGGACGUCCGGCGAAGAAGGUGGUAGAGAAAUCUGAAGGUUCCGAAGCAUCGAAAGCGCCGGAUGGGGACCAGGAAGAGGAAGUGGAGGCGGCUAGAGAUCAGGCGCCGCACGGAGGCCUCGUAGACGUUCGACAUCACGCCAUCGACGACGAACUUCUCGAGGAGGGACGUCGUCAGGUUGUGGAGCAUCAACAGAGGAAGAAGCUGAUGCCGCGUAGAGUGGCCGAGCAGCCACGCGAGCCGGGAAUCGUCGUUCUGCUGCACAAUAGUCCAUCGGAGGACGGAUCUUCGGCCGGAUACGUCGUCGUCGGCGGUAACUCGACCGAUUCGGAUUCGUGCGACGAGGAGGAGCAGACGAAGAAAAAGGAGGAGGAGAAGGAAGAAGAACAAGAGAGCGAGGGAGAGGAUAAGAAGGACGACGAAGAUAGUGAUGAUGAUGAAGAGGCAAAUGGAGGAGGAGGCGGUGGAGACGGAGCAGUUGACAAUGACGACGACGAGCACAUGGAAGAGCCGGAGCACGAUGAUGCUCAUGAAGAGCAGGAAGAACAGCUCGAGCGCCGCAGUGGAGGCGGAUUCGGAGGCUACCAGAUGAGCGGUCUUACGGUAUGGACAAGCCUCUGUUACCUCCUCAAGUACAUAAUUUUUCAGCCGCUGAUCAACUCGCAAAUGUUCACCGAAGACAACAUCGAAAAGAUGCAGGCCAUCUGGAGUCAGGUGCAGAAUCACGGCAACCGCGAGCAAGUACUCAAGUACAAAAAAACGUUGCAAUGCGUUCUGAACGGUCGGGUCUCGUGUCUCGAACCGAUCCGCGCAUUCCUGCCCGACAUGCCGGAACAAGUGCUCGCCACGCACGAGGAUCUGUACACUCUGCUGUGUCAGUGCUCAGGAGAGGUCGGUCUUUGAGCAAAAUUGUUCAGUUUUAACAAAAUCACUUGGUUCAUAACUUUGCGAGAUCAUCAGUCCUGGUUUGGAGUGUCCACCGUGAACAUUUCAAUCUUAUAGUGCUCUGCAUUUAUUUGAUGUCAGAAAGCCCUUGUCUUGCGAAAAGAGAACGUUUCCGAAAAAUGUUCGGCUUGACAUCACUAAAUCUCCAGAUCACAUGGUCCGAUCCGGCUGAAACUUUCAAGAAAGACCUUCCAAGUCGAAACUGAUAAUAAUGCAACGUUAGGGUCCCAUCGGUUGAUGGAUAAUAUGGAGCAAUUGAGCCAAAACUUUGAAAAUCGCCGCUUUUUGAGUUGCCCUACAAGAACCACUCGGGAUCGCAGCUGCUCUCGCGUCACUGGCUCUCGGAUAGCACGAAAAUCGGCGCGCAGAUUCUUCUCGAGUGCCUCGACCGCGACGUGCUUCCGUUCAACAUCGUCGACAACGCGGAACUCUGUGAAGUAAUUCAAACUUACGUCAGAGUUGGUUUUUCACGUCAAAAUGUUGAAACGCUUGUUUCUGUUUGUAGAUCGGCGUGAAGGAUAUGCUGGAGGAGGCGACCGCGAGAAUCGCCGACGGAAAAUGCCGAAUCGAAAUUUCGGACAUUCAGGGAUCACUCGAAUCGCGCAUCCUCUACUGA